AUGGAGCCAGAAGCUGAGAUUCCAAAUGCUGGCGACAAUGUAGAUGCUCCAAAGCCUGCUACAUUUGAGGGCCGCUUACAGUUAAGAAACUUCAUGUACAGCGCCCCACAGCAGCCCAUACGGAGGAGUCCUCGGUUUGCAGCUGCGUCUGAAUCACCGUCACCAUCUUCAUCCUCAGCGACCACCGUGACGAAGUCUCCAUCAUCCAAGAAAAGACGUCAGACACAAACUCCGGACGAAUCAUCAUCUUCGUCCCCGCAGAAGAAGAAGCGCAAUCGCCAAAAGUCUGGCUAUGCUCCACCCUCAACUUAUGCCCACUUACCAGAGCUGCCUGACGCCGUCGCACCCAAUCUCCUGGUGUUUUUCAUCGGGCUGAACCCCGGCAUAGAGACUGCUCGGACAGGCCAUGCUUAUGCACACCCUUCCAAUCUAUUUUGGAAACUCCUCUUCUCGAGCGGCGUGACGCCCGUGCCGUGCCGAGCCGACGAGGACAGACAGAUGCCGGAGCGGUUCAGCCUUGGGCUCACCAACAUCGUGGCACGGCCCAGUCGAAACGGCGCCGAGCUAAGUAAGCAGGAGAUGGACGAUGGCGUCUCUCUCUUGGAAGACAAAGCUCGCAAGUGGCGGCCAGAGAGCAUGUGUGUUGUUGGCAAGAGUAUCUGGGAGAGCAUCUGGCGUGUACGCCACGGGUCUCCCGUAGGCAAGGCGUUCAAAUAUGGGUGGCAAGACGAAUCUGAGAACAUGGGCAUCAUCAAGGGCGAGUGGGCGGGAGCAAAGGUAUUUGUUGCAACGAGUACAAGUGGUCUUGCAGCAUCCAUGUCCCCGGCCGAAAAACAGGCUGUAUGGAACCAGUUGGGCUCCUGGGUCAAGACAAGAAGAGCUGAAAGAGAGGCUGAGAAAGAGAAGGAAGCUGAAAAGAAGGAGAGCGAGACUGAGCAAGUAGAGGCAGCGGCCGACGCAGAUUCAUAG
Trichoderma gamsii is the source of this 969-nucleotide messenger RNA. RefSeq lists its product as hypothetical. NCBI's taxonomy places the organism in Eukaryota, Fungi, Ascomycota, Sordariomycetes, Hypocreales, Hypocreaceae. The transcript has a single exon. The coding region runs from base 1 to 969 and encodes 322 amino acids. Gene Ontology annotation, biological process: base-excision repair, AP site formation. The record is from RefSeq and is a predicted model, not a curated record. Gene Ontology annotation, molecular function: mismatch base pair DNA N-glycosylase activity.